This is a messenger RNA of Linum tenue, 1094 nucleotides long. The record is from the annotation of a GenBank genome assembly. NCBI's taxonomy places the organism in Eukaryota, Viridiplantae, Streptophyta, Magnoliopsida, Malpighiales, Linaceae.
UUCUAACCCUAGAACAGCCGCCUGAACUCCUCUCUCUCUCGGCUCGCACCCUCUCACCUCUCUCUCAUCUUCUCUUCUAGAAGAGACCGAAAAAAAACCUAAUCGAACAACACCGCCCUCUCCUUCUUCUCCCUCUCGCAUUCUUUCUCUCUAAACCGAGAAAUAGAAACGGACGAGCCCUCUCCUCUUCUACUCUAUUCGAUAUACCUCUCUCUCUCUCUCCUCAUUUCUGGAUGUGACGAAGGAAAUGAAGAAGGGCAUUUCCGGCAGCUAAUGGAGGCAUCCGGCGCCGGUGAUGACAACGACGAUGACGAGGGUGAAGUUAAAGCUCGAAACCGAGAUGGGAGGCCUGCAUUUCUAAUCGAAACCGCGCGGCAACAAUGGGAUCUUACCCUAAGUCUCUACCGAGGGAAGGAAAAGAGAAAUGGGAUCUACUGGCUGCGCGGCCCUCGCCAGAACCCGACGGCAGUGGGGUUUUGAUCUCUAAGAUUUGAAGGGGGCACUGAGUGAAAUUUUUCUAAACGUAGACUAGAUUCCUGGGUGUUAGAGGCCUAGGAUUUAGUUUCACCUAUUAAAAGUGGUGCGGGUCUGUUAAUAUGAACUUUCCUAUACUUGUGGCAUUAAUGGAUAUAUUGGAUUCGGGUAUGGGAAUCCUGAAGAUAUAAAAAACCAUAAAACAAAAUUUGUUUGCCAUUACCAAAUUUUGGUAAUUGGGUCAAAAAGAGGGUGCCCUUGAACAUGGCAAAAGGUAUUCUAAAAUACCUCCCAGGGUUGUACUUUUGGAUUCUAUUUUUUAUUUGAAUGGAUUGUUGGAUUAUCUUUACUAUGCUUUAUAUGGUUUAUGGCAGGACGCUAUUGGUAUGUUAAAGGACUAGUGAACUAACCUAGCUUAUUAGCGCACUAAGUUUUAGCUAGCAACUUAACAAGAGUUAUGCUUGCUAGAAAACUUAAAGCAAUUUAAGCUGAUUCGUAGUAUGUGGGUGAUAAAAAGGAAAGCUACCAAUCGUAACAUAUAAUGAAGGAAAAGAAUGGCGUAAAGAGGCAUACAUGUCACAAAAAUCAGAAUUUCAUAAUACCCACUUUAUAUACUCCCC